UGGAAUGUUUCGUUUUCCCCUAAUGAUAAUAAUAAUAAUAUUCAUUGUUUCUCAUUUAUUCAACACUCGGCUCUCUAUAGUCUCUAGUCUCUCCCAGUCCCAGGCCAGGGGUUUACCGAUCACUCAAAAAGCAACACAAUAAUGAAAGUGAGGGAAAAAGGUUUUUGAUUCUCUUUUCACUCUUUCCUUUCCCAACACUUCACUCUUACCUAAUCAAAUCUCGAUGUGAUCCUAUCAAUCUGAAGAUACAAACUCCAAAUCACACUUACCCAAUUCGGGUUUUCCAUGGAUUUCGUUGAAUUGGAGGCGAUCGAGGGUCUCCGGUGGGCCUGGAACUCAUGGCCCGCGUCCAAACCUGAUUCGACCGCCUUGAUUAUCCCUCUCAGUAUUAUGUGCACGCCAUUGAUGCAACAGCCGGAGCUUCCCAUUCUUUCUUACGAACCUGUCGUUUGCUCUCAAUGUGCUGCCGUUUUGAACCCUUAUGCCAGGGUUCAAUACGCUUCCCGCAUUUGGUUCUGCCCCUUUUGUCAGCACAAGAACUCGUUCCCCUCCUCUUAUGCCGGAAUCGGAGAGACUAAUCUUCCGGCUGAGCUUUUCCCGACUUACAGCGUCGUUGAGUACGCGCCCGGUAGGAAAAUCACCAGCGGUGGUCCCUCGAGUACGGGCUCUGGUUUGAACCUCAGUUACAAGAGCAGGCCAAAUGGGUUGUCUUCAUCUUCGUUGUCGUUAUCGUCUAUGGCUUCGGUGUCGUCGUUGGCGGGUUUGGACUCGCGCUCGAUCGGUCCUGCUUUUGUGUUUGUGGUGGAUGCUUGUUCGGCUGUGGAUGAGUUUCGGGCACUCAAGAACGAGCUGAUGCGUGUUAUAGAGCAGUUGCCUGAAAAUGCUCUUGUUAGUCUAGUUACGUUUGAUUCAAUGGUUCAUGUUCAUGAUCUUGGAUUUUCUGAGUGUUCGAAGGUCGUGAUGUUUCAUGGUGAACGGGAGCUAUCAUCUGAUCAGACACAACAAUUUCUGGGGUUUAAACACACAAAGCCAAAGCCCCUUGGAACUACAUCAAUUUUACAAAACCAAGGCUUUCUGAUACCAGUUUCUGAAUGUGAAUUUAAUAUUACAACUGCAAUUGAAGAGAUUCAUUGUUCACAUGAAGUUAAACGAGGCCAUCGUCCUCAAAGAUGUACAGGGGCAGCUAUAUCAGUUGCGAUUGGACUUCUAGAAGGAUGCUUAGGAAACACUGGCUCACGAAUCAUGGUAUUUACAUCAGGACCUGCAACUCUAGGUCCUGGAAUUGUUGUAGACUCAGAUCUUAGUAAUUCCAUCAGAACUCACAGGGAUCUCAUCAAUGGUUGCGCACCCUAUUAUAGAAAAUCUUGCAGCUUCUACAAGCGAUUGUCACAGAGGUUAUCUGAUGCAUCUAUUGUUCUUGAUUUGUUUGCUUGCUCUCUUGAUCAAGUUGGAUCAGCAGAGCUGAAGGAUGCUGUUGAGAAAUCUGGGGGUUUCAUGAUGUUAGCAGAGUCAUUUGAGUCGAGUCAAUUCAGAAGCUGCCUGAGGCAAAUUUUUACCCGUGAUGAAGAGGGGCAUUUGAAUAUGUAUUUUGAUGCAACUAUUGAGGUAGUGACGACAAAAGAUUUAAAAAUAUGUGGUGCCUUAGGCCCUUGUGUUUCUCUUCAGAGAAAGAACAACUUAGUGAGUAGUGAUGAAAUUGGGGAGGGUGGCACGUUUAUUUGGAAGUUAGGUACACUCACCAACAAAACAUGCUUUGCAUUCUUUUUCCAAGUGAGUGAUGAGCAGGAGAUUCAACCCGGAUCUGCAUUUUUCAUUCAAUUCAUAACAAGAUACAGAAAUGGGAGUAUGGGAAUCCGGAAAAGAGUGACAACUGCUGCUAGAAGAUGGGUCGGGAAACGAGCACCUGAAAUUGAUGCAGGGUUUGAUCAAGAGGCAGCAGCAUCUGUGAUGGCCAGACUCGCCAUUGAUCGAGCAGAGGGGCAUUUUGCUCGAGAUGUCAUAAGAUGGCUGGAUGACGCAUUGAUCCGUUUUGCCUCAAAGUUUGGAGAUUACGUGCCAGAAGAUCCAUCUUCAUUUCGCUUGUCAUCCAACUUCUCUCUUUAUCCCCAGUUCAUGUACUACUUAAGGAGGUCUCAGUUUAUUGAUGUUUUUAACAGUACCCCAGACGAGACUGCUUUCUUUCGCCUAAUGCUGAAUCGUGAAGGGGUAGUCAGCUCACUUAUCAUGAUCCAGCCUACACUUUUUGAGUACUCCUUUGAUGGUCCACCAGUUCCAGUCCUCCUAGACGUUCGCUCUAUCUUACCAGAUGUAAUCUUGCUCUUCGAUUCAUACUUCUACGUAGUUAUCCAUUAUGGAUCGAAAAUCGCUCAAUGGAGGAAGCUUGGUUAUGACAAGGAUCCAAACCAUGAGAACUUAAGAAAGCUGUUGGAAGCCCCAGAGCUCGACGCAGAGCAAUUGGUGGUUGAACGAGUUCCAGCUCCUAAGCUAAUAAGGUGUGACCAACAUAGUAGCCAGGCAAGAUUUCUUCUGGCCAAGCUGAAUCCUUCUGUUACUCAAAAUUCAACCUACACAAACGGGUCAGAUAUUAUUUUCACAGAUGAUUUGAGUUUGCAAGUCUUUUUAGAUCACUUGCAGGUCCUGGCAGUGCAGGAUUGAUAAGGUGGAGCUCUGUAUAUAACCAUAUAUAUGUUUCUCCACAAUACAAUUUUUAUAUAAAGAGAAUUUUUGUGUAUAGCUUUUGAGGGAAAUAGAUGCCUUAUUUUCUAUACCGACUAUAGGUUUCAUACGUUGCUUUGAUUGAGUGGGAAUAUAUUUUUUUUUUCAA
Messenger RNA from Cannabis sativa, 2824 nucleotides. RefSeq names its product protein transport protein SEC23 G. Gene Ontology annotation, biological process: COPII-coated vesicle cargo loading; COPII-coated vesicle budding; intracellular protein transport. The transcript is spliced from 2 exons. Gene Ontology annotation, molecular function: GTPase activator activity; zinc ion binding. The record is from RefSeq and is a predicted model, not a curated record. The coding region runs from base 286 to 2655 and encodes 789 amino acids. Gene Ontology annotation, cellular component: endoplasmic reticulum exit site; COPII vesicle coat. NCBI's taxonomy places the organism in Eukaryota, Viridiplantae, Streptophyta, Magnoliopsida, Rosales, Cannabaceae.